Molecule: messenger RNA, 3873 nt
Organism: Schistosoma spindalis
Lineage: Eukaryota; Metazoa; Platyhelminthes; Trematoda; Strigeidida; Schistosomatidae
Source: the annotation of a GenBank genome assembly
AUGACUACUGAAAAUGGUGAAAUUCGCCGUCCAACUAUUGCUGAUCGUGAGGAUGAAUAUCGUUCGCGUCGUCGAUUGCUGAUGAUUUCUCCAGCAAGAGUAGACCCUUUCGCUGACGGCGACCAAACACCGGAUCACCGUCUAUCAACGUACAAAGAUAUCAUGCUCAAUCAGCAACUCACCAAGGAACAACGAGCAUUACAGGCAGAGAUAGCCGAAAGAGGUAAGACUGGGACGCUACGAAUGGAUUCAGAAGUCCCCACAAAAAGACGUAGAUGGGAUCAGCCUACCACAGAUGUCAACGGCACCAAGAAUGACGCACCAACUCCUGCUGCUACUCCGUCAACUCCUUCGAAGCGUUGGGGGGAUGACGCACUCACUCCUUCACGUCCACCCUCUACACUUACAGGAGCCUCAACCCCUGGAAGCCGGUCACAGUGGGAUGACACUCCCGGGAGAGCAAAAGACCCUGGCGCAACCCCUGGACAAAGCGUUAGGCAAUGGUCAGAAACUCCCCACUUUGCAGCCACCCCAGGUCGAGAAACAGGAAGUUCUGCAUUUGGUGGUACACCUAGUGCUAGACGUAACCGUUGGGACGAAACUCCUCACACUGAAAGGUAUGGUGCCGACACACCAGGUCACGGUACUGGUUGGGCUGAAACCCCCAGAGCUGAUCGAACUCCUGGCGGUGUAGAGUCAAUUCAAGACACACCAUCUUCAAUGGUUUAUGGACCAGGUUCCACUCCAUCAAGCAUUGCUGCUGCGGCCGCACUUGCCGUUAAGCGUAGAUCUAGAUGGGACGAAACUCCGCUAAAAGCAGGAUCAACUCCAGGUGGCUUAACACCAUCUCAGACUCCGGGCAGCUUCACACCGUCAAGUGCCAUGGGGGGGAUAACACCAGGAGCAACUCCUGGAGGCUUUAAUGCAGCCAGCGCUUUCACUCCUUCUGGAACUACUCCAACAGGUUUACGGGCUAUGGCUAUGGCUACACCAAAUUUCGGGUCUGCUGCCAUAACAAUACCAGGAGCAGGAAUCCCAAUGACUCCCGAACAGUUACAAGUAUAUGCUUGGCAGAAGGAAAUCGAUGAUCGAAACAGACCGCUAACUGAUGAGGAUUUGGAUGAGUUGUUGCCUCCAGGUUAUAAGAUUAUGCCACCGCCCGCCGGUUACGUUCCAAUAAGGACUCCUGCUCAUCGACUGGUAGCAACACCAACUCCAAUGAUUGGAGGGACGCCAAUGGGCUUUAGAAUCGGCACACCUGACAUUGGGACAACAGCUGGGUUCGGUAUGAAUGCAACUGGAGGUAAUGCUGCGGCUCUUGGUGACAUGCAACCGAAAGGAGCUAAUUUACCCAUGAUGAGACCUGAUGAUCUACAGUAUUUUGAUAAGCUGCUACAAGAUGUUGAUGAGGACACUCUCCCACCUGAGGAGGCACGUGAAAGGAAAAUAAUGACAUUUUUACUCAAGAUAAAAAAUGGUACUCCUCCAAUGCGUAAAUCAGCCCUAAGGCAAAUCACUGAGAAAGCAAGAGAAUUCGGUGCAGGACCUCUGUUCAAACAAAUAUUACCCCUUCUGAUGUCUCCUACAUUAGAAGAUCAAGAACGCCAUUUGUUAGUCAAGGUCAUCGAUCGUAUUUUGUAUAAACUGGAUGAUCUUGUCCGCCCUUUUGUGCACAAAAUUUUGGUUGUUAUUGAACCUCUACUUAUUGAUGAAGAUUAUUACGCUCGUGUCGAGGGGCGAGAAAUAAUAUCUAAUCUCGCGAAAGCUGCCGGACUCGCUACUAUGAUUUCUACUAUGCGCCCCGAUAUUGAUAAUAUGGACGAAUAUGUGCGCAAUACAACUGCAAGAGCGUUUGCUGUCGUUGCAUCAGCCCUGGGAAUCCCUAGUUUGUUGCCAUUUUUAAAAGCCGUUUGCAAAUCUAAAAAAUCUUGGCAAGCUAGACAUACUGGUAUCAAGAUCGUUCAACAAAUAUCCAUCCUUAUGGGUUGUGCAAUUCUACCGCAUUUACGGUCUUUAGUAGAAAUCAUUGAACACGGGUUAGUUGAUGAACAACAAAAAGUUCGCACCAUUACAGCAUUAGCUUUGGCCGCUCUUGCUGAAGCAGCCACUCCUUAUGGCAUAGAAUCGUUUGACUCAGUUUUGGAACCUUUGUGGCGUGGUAUAAGAACUCAUCGAGGCAAAGGUUUAGCCGCUUUCCUAAAAGCUAUUGGCUACCUCAUCCCUCUAAUGGAUGCAGAGUAUGCCAAUUAUUAUACCCGUGAAGUUAUGUUGAUUUUAAUCCGUGAGUUUCAGUCUCCUGAUGAAGAAAUGAAAAAAAUUGUUCUUAAAGUAGUCAAGCAGUGCUGUGCAACAGACGGUGUCGAACCUGAUUAUAUUAAGUCAGAAAUUCUACCACCGUUUUUCCGUAGCUUUUGGACACAACGUAUGGCUCUAGAUCGGCGCAAUUACAGACAGCUGGUUGAUACAACUGUGGAAAUAGCAAAUAAAGUCGGUGCAGCUGAUAUCAUCUCUAGAAUUGUAGAUGACCUCAAAGAUGAGUCCGAACCUUAUCGUAAAAUGGUGAUGGAGACUAUCGAAAAAGUUAUGUCUGCACUAGGAAGCACAGAAGUUGAUGCUCGACUUGAAGAACAAUUAAUCGAUGGUAUAUUAUAUGCUUUCCAGGAACAAAGUACCGAAGACGCUGUCAUGUUGAUUGGUUUUGGAACUAUUGUACAAUCACUUGGUAAACGUGUUAAGCCAUACUUGCCCCAAAUAUGUGGUACAAUCUUAUGGCGUCUUAAUAACAAAUCGGCUAAAGUUCGUCAGCAGGCAGCCGACCUUAUUAGUCGUAUUGCUGGUGUAAUGAAAGUGUGUCAAGAAGAAAAACUAAUGGGUCAUUUGGGUGUAGUUUUAUAUGAAUAUCUUGGUGAAGAAUAUCCAGAAGUACUUGGGAGUAUUUUGGGUGCCCUUAAGGCUAUUGUAAAUGUAAUUGGUAUGACCAAAAUGACUCCUCCAAUUAAAGAACUUCUGCCAAGAUUGACACCAAUAUUGAAAAACAGGCAUGAAAAAGUAGAAGAGAACUGUAUCGAUCUUGUUGGACGAAUAGCAGACCGUGGAUCAGAGUAUGUCUCUUCUAGAGAAUGGAUGCGUAUCUGCUUUGAACUCUUGGAAUUAUUAAAAGCACACAAAAAAUCAAUUCGACGAGCAACUGUCAACACUUUUGGUUAUAUUGCCAAAGCAAUCGGUCCACAUGAUGUUUUAGCAACUCUGUUAAAUAAUUUAAAGGUUCAAGAGCGUCAAAAUCGUGUUUGCACAACUGUUGCCAUUGCUAUCGUUGCAGAGACAUGUAGUCCAUUUACUGUUUUACCCGGUCUUAUGAAUGAAUAUAGGGUUCCUGAACUAAAUGUUCAAAAUGGUGUUUUAAAAUCUCUGGCUUUCAUGUUCGAGUAUAUUGGUGAAAUGAGCAAAGACUACAUAUAUGCUGUAACUCCUCUGUUAGAAGAUGCACUAAUGGACCGUGAUCUUGUGCACAGACAAACUGCAAUGACUGCAGUAGCUCAUAUGGCUCUUGGUGUAUAUGGGUUCGGCUGUGAGGAUGCUCUUCUGCAUCUCCUGAACGUCGUUUGGCCUAAUGUCUUGGAAACUUCACCACAUGUCAUUCAGGCUUUCAUGUUUUGCAUUGAAGGUCUCCGUGUUGCACUUGGUCCUAACAAAGUACUUCAGUAUUGUCUUCAAGGCUUAUUCCAUCCUGCUAGGAAAGUGAGAGAUAUGAUGUGGAAAGUGUACAAUACUAUUUACAUUGGUAAUCAAGAUGGCUUAGUUUAUGGUUUCCCACGUAUUCCUGACGAACAAGAUCACACCUAUAUCCGACAUGAAUUGUCUUAUAUUUUGUGA